Molecule: messenger RNA, 417 nt
Organism: Ostreococcus tauri
Lineage: Eukaryota; Viridiplantae; Chlorophyta; Mamiellophyceae; Mamiellales; Bathycoccaceae
Product: unnamed product
Exons: 1
Coding region: 1-417 (138 amino acids)
Source: RefSeq, a predicted model, not a curated record
AUGGAGGCGCUCCGAGCGGCAUCGCGCGCGAACGCGGCGCUCCUGCGUAAGGUGCGCGCGCGCGAGCGCGACGCGCGAUGGACGGCGGACGACGCGCUUCGCAUGAGCGCGAUGUUGAAACACGUCCUGGCGCUCUACGUGGGCAUCCUGUUCGGGAUGUACGGCGCGUACGGGUUCGAUUGGACGAUGUGGGGGUCGGCGCUCGUGAACGGACUCGCGUUUUGGAUGCUCAACUCUGGAUGCGAGAUGGAUCUGGAAUCGAUCGGAGAGAGCCAGAGGUUUGUCUUGGACGGGUUCGUGUCGAGCUACGGGUUGAUGAUUUUGACGUGGUGCGGCGUCAGCGCGGCGCUCGGUCGACCGUGGUUCACGUCCGAGGAGAGGUUUCCGAGGUCGUUUCCAGCGUUUUUCGUUCAUUGA